Molecule: messenger RNA, 1878 nt
Organism: Sabethes cyaneus
Lineage: Eukaryota; Metazoa; Arthropoda; Insecta; Diptera; Culicidae
Product: WD repeat-containing protein 46
Exons: 2
Coding region: 106-1878 (590 amino acids)
Biological process (GO): maturation of SSU-rRNA from tricistronic rRNA transcript (SSU-rRNA, 5.8S rRNA, LSU-rRNA)
Cellular component (GO): nucleolus; 90S preribosome; small-subunit processome
Molecular function (GO): protein binding
Source: RefSeq, a predicted model, not a curated record
AGCAUGGUGUUUGGAAUCGAUGAAAUCGUUAUAUUUAAUGUUGAAGUUACUAGCGAUAAUAUAGGACAUAUAUACUACAGUUUAUAAAAAAUAAGAAACUCCAAAAUGAGUAAAAAGCAAAAACGUUAUUUUGAUUCAGGCGCUACCAACGAUGACAAUGAUCGUGGAGUGCAAUCUGAGAAGCAAAACAUUGCUAUCAAAAAAGAAAAACGCAAAGUGGAAGGGAAAUUUAAACCACAUCGCGCUUCAACUAAAACGAAAAAAAUUGUCAAUAAGAAAGAGCGUGCCCUCUGCAAAGAUGCAAAACGUAAAAAUGAUUUUGAAGUUCCAGUUAAACCGAAAACGCUGAAACGAUACACUCGUGGCGACGGGCUGAGUCUGGAAGGGGUUAAAAGUAAAUUUCAAAAAAUUCGACAAAAACGCAACGAAAUCAAUAUAGAGUUUGCUGCGGAGCAGGCGGCCCGAGCUGAAAUUCUACUUAAUGAAGAUGAAGGUUACUUGGAAGUGGACGACGAUGAAGACACUACCGAGAUCACCCAAGCGGAAAUCGUGAAUAACGUGGACAUCACUACAGCCGCGAAGCAUUUCAACUUGCAGUUGGAGUUUGGCCCUUACCGUAUGCGUUAUACCAAAAAUGGAACCUAUCUUUUACUCGGCGGGAAAAAAGGACACGUUGCAGCAUUCAAUUGGGUUCGAAAAUCACUACUUUGCGAGAUAAAUGUGAUGGAAUCGAUUCAUGACGUUACCUGGUUGAUGAAUCAAACAAUGUUUGCAGUAGCGCAAAAAAAUUGGGUUCAUGUAUACGAUAGUAAAGGAACGGAAAUACAUUGUAUAAAAGGAAUGAACCGGGUAACACGGUUGGAAUACCUUCCGCAUCAUUUUUUGCUAAAUUCAGCUAAUGAUGAGGGUUAUUUAUGCUGGCUUGAUGUGUCUAUGGGUAAAACUGUAAGAAGCUACAAUUCAAGAAUGGGGAACAUAACUAUGAUGUGUCAGAAUCCGUGGAAUGCUGUAACGUGUGUUGGAAAUUCUAAAGGUGUCGUUUCUAUGUGGGCACCUUCGCAGAAUCAGCCAUUGGCUAAAAUGUUAUGUCAUUCGAUGCCCCUGAGUGCAAUUGCUGUAGAUCCUAGUGGAAGAGCUUUGGCAACGGCUGGACUUGAUCGAACAAUUAAACUAUGGGACAUUCGUCAACUGAAUGGUCCUACAACGACUUACAAGCUACAAAGUCCUGUCUCCGGUAUUGAUAUUUCACAAAAAAAUUUAAUGGCAAUUUCAAUGGGCAACAUUUGCGAAAUUUUCGAAAAACCAAGUCUAGCUCAGCAAAAUCUUCGGCCGUUUUUGAGACAGCGUUUGCCGGCGACUGUCAGCAAUUUCCGCUUCUGCCCAUAUGAAGACAUUUUGGGCAUUGCGACUACCUCUGGUUUUACAUCGAUUAUAGUCCCCGGAGCUGGAGAGCCAAACUUUGACACCAUGGAAGCCAAUCCGUUUCAAACGCUCUCGCAACGACGCGAAGAUGAGGUGCACAGUUUGCUGGAGAAGAUUCCUUCGGAAUUUAUCUCGCUCAAUCCGUCGCAAAUUGCGGAAGUGGAUGUGCCUACGAUGAAGGAUCGAUUGGAUGCCAAAACCAAACUGCUCACCAUGAAGCCUCCAAAAAUUGAUUUCGAACCUCGUAUGAAAAAUCGUAUGUCGAAAGCGAAGCGCUUCCGAAAUAAGCAAAUCGUGAAGGAUGUCAAACGAAAAGAAGCUAUUCUGGAAAUAGUAGAGGCUAAGAAGGCUCUAAAACAAAGGAGUGAUCCAUCCGAGACGCCAGACUUCAUUCCGCUUGAAUCGAAGAAUGUUUUAGAUCGGUUUCAGGAUAAGAAAAAAAUGAAGAAAAAUUAG